This is a messenger RNA of Pygocentrus nattereri (red-bellied piranha), 954 nucleotides long. It is a transcript of the gene pebp1, whose product is annotated as phosphatidylethanolamine binding protein 1. The record is from RefSeq and is a predicted model, not a curated record. Lineage: Eukaryota; Metazoa; Chordata; Actinopteri; Characiformes; Serrasalmidae. Gene Ontology annotation, biological process: negative regulation of MAPK cascade. The transcript is spliced from 4 exons. Bases 88 to 651 code for a protein of 187 amino acids.
GGAGACACAGCGCCCUCCUGUUGUUCUCUGCGAAGACGCAAGAAGCGCAGUUGCGGCAGUUUUGUACAGUAUAAGCUGGGAGUGACCAUGCCAGUGGACGUCAGCCAGUGGAGCGGGGCUUUAGCCCUCACUGAGGUGGACGAGAAGCCGGCCAAGCCGCUUACGGUCAAAUACGGCUCGCUGGAAGUCGACGAGCUGGGGAAAGUGCUCACACCCACUCAGGUUCAGAAUCGGCCCACACUGAUUGAGUGGGAGGGCUGUGACCCUGGAAAGCUGUACACUGUGGCCAUGACUGAUCCAGAUGCACCCAGCAGGAAAGACCCCAAGUUUCGGGAAUGGCACCACUUUCUUGUUGUCAAUGUGAAAGGGAAUGAUAUCUCCACUGGGUGUGUGAUGUCUGACUACGUUGGUUCUGGCCCUCCUAAAGGAACUGGCCUCCAUCGUUACGUGUGGCUGGUGUAUGAGCAGCCUGGCUCUGUGAACUGCACUGAAGCAGUCCUUACCAACCGCUCUGGAGAAAACCGCGGAAAAUUCAAGCUCGCCAACUUCCGCAAGAAAUAUGGCCUUGGCGCCCCGGUGGCCGGCACAUGCUACCAGGCUGAGUGGGACGACUACGUACCCAAGCUUUACAAGCAGCUGGCUGGGGAAUAAACAGAUUUUCACCCCCCCGCCCUUUUUUUUUUGGGGAGUUUAACAGUGUUGCAGUUCCAUUAUCACCUGAUCAUGUGCUAAUGCUUUACUAAAGCUCAUCAAUUUGAUUCGAUCUCAACUCUGAUUCACAUCUCACCUUUGCUUCACUGCUGUUCCUGCACUUCCUGCACCAUACCUUGUUCCUAUGGAUACAGAUCUAAUUUUGUGCACCAGGGUGAUACGAUGAUUCAUUGUUUGUAUAGGACAUGUCAGGAAUAAUGGAAAAAUGGUGUCCCUGAUAUUAAAAACUACAGCCAGACUACA